UGCGGAAACUGCAAGUCAGCUGAUAAUGUUGGAAGAACGCACUAGUAAGAAUGAACAUAGGUAAUCAGUUUUUGAGUAUUUUUCUCUUUUUCAGCAUUUGUUUAGGUGAGGACUACGAUUUGGAUGAUAAAACUGGAUUAGGACGAUCGUUUGAUGGCAUUGGUGGUUUAAGCGGUGGCGGGGCGACCUCGCGUUUGCUCGUCAAUUAUGCUGAACCAUAUAGGAGUCAGAUUCUAGACUAUCUGUUCAAGCCUAAAUUUGGAGCCUCAUUACAAAUCCUGAAGGUUGAAAUUGGAGGUGAUGCUCAGACUACAGAUGGAACUGAGCCAUCACACAUGCAUUAUGGAGAUGAUGCGAAUUAUUUUAGAGGAUAUGAAUGGUGGCUAAUGAAGGAAGCCAAGAAGAGAAAUCCAAACAUCACCCUCAUAGGUCUACCAUGGGCUUUUCCGGGAUGGGUUGGAAAUGGUGAAAACUGGCCAUAUAGUUUCCCUGAUAUUACUGCUUCUUAUGUGGUGUCCUGGAUUCUUGGGGCCAAGCAGUACCAUGACUUGGACAUUGAUUAUGUUGGGAUAUGGAAUGAAAGGAGUUUUAACUGUAAGUACAUAAAGCUUUUGCGAUAUACACUGGAUAAAAGUGGUCUGGAGAGAGUUAAAAUCAUUGCAAGUGAUAACCUAUGGGAGCCGAUUACCUCUGUUGUAAUUGCUGACAAAGAGCUACAGGAGGCCGUUGAAAUUUUAGGGGUUCAUUAUCCUGGCACCAACACUGUGCCUAAGGCCCUAAAGACUGGCAAGAAACUAUGGUCUUCUGAAGACUACAGUACCUUUAAUGACGAUGUCGGCGGAGGCUGCUGGGCCCGAAUUCUCAACCAGAACUACGUUAAUGGGAAAAUGACAGCGACCAUAUCUUGGAACCUUGUUUCUAGUUAUUAUGGGGACCUUCCCUUUGGAAGGGAUGGACUAAUGACUGCAAAAGAGCCAUGGAGUGGAAAUUAUGUUGUCGAGUCCCCUAUUUGGAUCACAGCCCACACUACCCAGUUUACGGAGCCUGGCUGGAAGUACCUGCAGACAGUGGGACACUUCACACAUGGUGGAAGUUAUGUUGCAUUAACUGAUGAAAGAGGAAAUCUAACAAUAAUCACUGAAACUAUGACUCAUGAUCACUCCGUGUGUAUAAGACCUCCUCUGCCUCUAUAUGAUGUCACUGCCCAGAAUGUCACCUUCCACCUGAAAGGGACCUUUGCUUCAAUCGGUGAGCUGCAGGUGUGGCAUUCAAAGUUUGAUUUCAAGACAAACAAGACGGUCCUCUUCCAAAAUAUCAAGCCUAUUAAAGUAACUGAAGGGUCUUUCAGCAUAGAGCUCGAUGUUGAUGAGGUAUAUACAUUUACUACUGUACGAAAUGGUCAGAGAGGGAGUUACCCAGAUCCUCCACCCUCUGCUCCCUUUCCUAAAUCAUACAAAGAUGAUUUUGAUGUCUCUGGAAAUCCGUAUUUCUCAGAGGCUCCAAACUUUGCAGAUCAGACGGGGGUCUUUGAAUACUUCACCAACCUGACAGAUCCUGGACCGCAUGCUUCCACUCUGCGACAGGUGGUCACUCAGCGUCCAGUGACCUGGGCUGCAGAUGCUGAUCAGACAAUAAGUGUUAUUGGUGAUUAUCAAUGGAAAGACCUGAUGGUGUCAUGUGACAUAUACAUGGAGUCUGUGCACACUGGUGGAGUCUUCAUUGCUGUCAGAGUGAACAAAGGUGGAGGUGUUGUCCGAAGCACAAGGGGAGUCUUUCUCUGGGUCUAUGCAGAUGGCACCUACAAAGUCACAAAUGACCUCAAUGGAAUGACGGUUCUUGCUGAGGGCCUGUCUGGAACUAGAGCACGUGUGUGGUACACACUGACCCUUACAGUCAAGGGAAACUAUGCAUCAGCAGAUCUCAAUGGCUAUCCCCUCUGGAAGAAUACAGUGCUCUGGGAGCCACGACAUGGAUGGGCGGCCAUAGGCACUAGUUCAUUUGAACUCGCACAGUUUGAUAAUUUUGCCAUAGAGGCCUUAACUUGAUGGUUUUUGAUUUGCCACUGUUGUGACACUGUAAACUAGCAGACUGGAAUCAAACAGGUGUGUGACUACUGUGAUUACUGUGAAAUUUUACGAGUUGUUAAUUUUUAAGGGAAUCAUAUGAUGUUGCUAAAAAUAACAUUAUUUUGUGUAUUUGGUGAAAUGAAAUGUGUUUCUGCGGUUUAAGGUUCAAAAGACACAUUAUUUUUAUUAUUUUACAUAAUUUUCCCCAUACUAUACAUUAUGGUGGCUCCUCUAUGCCCUGCCUUUCUGAAACGCAACGAUUUUUACAAAGAUCAUCAUUAUAAAAAGUGAAGCGUGCUCUGAUUGGCCAGCUAUCCAGUGUAUUGUGAUUGGCUGAAUGCCUCAAGCGUGUGAUGGAAAUGUAACACGCCUUAACACUGUGAUGCCAUGUGUCCUGGUCAGAACAAUGGCGGAACAAGAGAUUAUACAUUAAAACCCAUUAUAAACGAGACAUUUGUUGCAUCCAGUGAGGACAUAAUUAUGGAUUAUAAUGACUUUUUAUGUGUUGCAUUGCAUCAUGCCAUGUAAACAUAAAACCAUUGCUGGAUUUGUGAUCGGAGAAAUGACAAACAACAAGUACUACUCUACACUGCUCAAAAUCCGCUUUUAAAUCCUCAGUGACAAAUCCUUUAAAUAUGUAAACUUACUUACAGACUGUGCGUCAGAACAGCUGGCAUUGUUGUCUUCUCUCCCAGGAUCAGGAAACAGUCCUCCAUAAAAUGUGCUGCACACAUCUGAAUAUCUGGGUUGAACUGUUCUGGAACAAUGUUGUAAAUACAACUUAACCACUGA
Carassius gibelio (silver crucian carp) is the source of this 2858-nucleotide messenger RNA. It is a transcript of the gene galcb, whose product is annotated as galactosylceramidase b. NCBI's taxonomy places the organism in Eukaryota, Metazoa, Chordata, Actinopteri, Cypriniformes, Cyprinidae. Gene Ontology annotation, molecular function: galactosylceramidase activity. The transcript has 17 exons. Gene Ontology annotation, biological process: galactosylceramide catabolic process. Gene Ontology annotation, cellular component: lysosome. The record is from RefSeq and is a predicted model, not a curated record. The coding region runs from base 51 to 2045 and encodes 664 amino acids.